Molecule: messenger RNA, 408 nt
Organism: Cooperia oncophora
Lineage: Eukaryota; Metazoa; Nematoda; Chromadorea; Rhabditida; Trichostrongylidae
Source: the annotation of a GenBank genome assembly
AUGCAUGAACCUGAUCUCACUGAUCCAAAGAAACUGGCACUUCAUAAACUGUACAGACCGGAAAGAGUCACUCCAAAUGAGAGGGGGUAUCAACUUCUCAAUACUCCUCGCAUAAACAAGGGCAUGGCAUUCUCCUUGUACGAACGUCAACAUCUUGGAAUUCAUGGACUAUUGCCGCCGGCCUUUAUGACUCAAGAGCAGCAGGUAUAUCGUACGAUGAUGAGAAUCCGAGAGCAAAAGGACAACUUGUCGAAGUAUAUUAUCCUCGAUGAACUACAGUGUCGCAAUGAAAAGUUGUUCUAUCGAAUUCUAAGUGAAAACGUCAGGGAAUUGAUGCCUAUCGUUUAUACUCCUACAGUCGGUUUGGCUUGUCAAGAAUUCGGACACAAUUACAGGCAUCCAAAGUAA